Molecule: messenger RNA, 2370 nt
Organism: Paracoccidioides brasiliensis Pb18
Product: 1-phosphatidylinositol 4-kinase LSB6
Exons: 2
Coding region: 1-2370 (789 amino acids)
Biological process (GO): Golgi organization; phosphatidylinositol phosphate biosynthetic process; endosome organization
Cellular component (GO): trans-Golgi network; lysosomal membrane; plasma membrane
Molecular function (GO): 1-phosphatidylinositol 4-kinase activity
Source: RefSeq, a predicted model, not a curated record
AUGUCGCAUAAGAAACAUCGUCCUGCCACUUCAGGCUAUGAGCGGCUUGCUCAAGCCGAUGAAGAAAGGUCCCAUGUAUUUUAUGACUAUUCUGAUGAGGAGGACCCUUUCCGCGCACCUCCGCCUUUGUCGUCAGUUUCAGGCCCCCGAUAUACCCCUAUUCACUCACAUCCCCCGAUGCAUGCUUCACGACAGUCUUCGCCGGUGGGCUACCGGCAUCGUUCAAGCAGGCCUCGAAGGCAUGUGCGUAGCAAUUCAGGAGUGGAUAUAAAGGCCAUCAACAUGCGACUUGAGAAGUGGGCGGAGGAAAUUGCCUCCAAGUUUAAGAUUAACAAGGUCAGAGGGAAGACUGCGGCAGAGGAAAAACUGGAGAUACACCAUUCCGUUUUCCAACCUCCCGAUGGAAUUCGUCCAGUUACCUCGGAAUUCCUCGAAAACCACCCUUUAGAGGAGGGCCGGAUGACUAAGGAGGAGUUUGACGCCGUUGUUGAGAGCGUUAGAACUGCAAUCGAGCUGGGUAUACAACCGAAAAUGAUAUCACAAGGUAGCUCUGGUAGUUACUUUGCGAGAAACAGCCAAGGGAAGGUGGUGGGUGUCUUCAAGCCAAAAGAUGAGGAACCCUAUGCCUCACGAAACCCCAAGUGGACCAAAUGGAUACACAGGAACUUGUUUCCCUGCUUUUUUGGCCGUGCUUGUUUAAUCCCGAAUUUAUCGUAUGUUUCCGAAGCUGCCGCCUACGUCCUGGACACCCGCCUAAGGACCAAUCUUGUUCCAUACACUGACAUAGUCUACCUGUCCUCCAAAUCCUUUUACUACGACUUCUGGGACCGCCGUAGGGCAUGGGGUAACAAGAAAAAAUUGCCAGCCAAAGUAGGUAGCUUUCAAGUCUUCUUAAAGGGCUAUAAGGACGCCAAUAUAUUUCUACGUGAACAUCCCUGGCCGGAUCAACAUUCCUCCGGUUUCUCUGCGGGUGAUGCCCCGCGGAAGAAAAAGCGUCCCUGGAACGAGGCAUGUCGACCGUCCGGUGCCCACUCCGAUGGCGAAGACGAAUACGACGACGGGAGGUACGUUCCGUCUCCCCUAGAAGAACUGCCCCAUCCUCGUUUCUAUUGGACCGAAAACCUCAAACAAUCCUUCCGGGAGGAGCUUGAAAAACUAGUUAUUUUAGAUUACAUCAUGCGGAAUACAGAUCGCGGACUGGACAAUUGGAUGAUAAAAGUCGACUGGCAGACCGAGGACGUUUCUAUCGUCGCUGAACCUCCAAAAGCAAACGGAACCACAAACAGUACCGACGAUGACGAACAGACUCCACCGCAGCUUAUUUCUAUAAGCUCAGAGCGUCUCGGUUCAGAUUUCCACCCAUAUAGGCGCCAGGAAACCAUGGUUGCUGUUAGCCGUUCGGGAACACCUUCCAAUGCACCAGAGCACCCGCACGCCACCAUAUCUAUCGGAGCCAUCGAUAACAGCUUAUCGUGGCCGUGGAAGCAUCCUGAUGCUUGGCGAAGUUUCCCUUUUGGAUGGCUCUUCCUCCCUGUUUCCCUUAUCGGCCAACCAUUCUCAAAGAAAACACGCGAUCAUUUCUUACCACUUCUUACCUCCACCGCUUGGUGGAGCGGCACACAAACCGCUCUACGGCGGGUAUUCAGCCAAGAUUCCGACUUCAAGGAGAGCAUGUUUGCGCGACAAAUAGCGGUAAUGAAAGGUCAAGCUUGGAAUGUGGUUGAAACACUCAAACAACCAGACCAUGGGCCCCUCGAGCUCACCCGCAGAACGAGAGUGUGUGUUUGGGAUGAUCUAGUUGAUAUCCCUGUCGCCAUUCCACUUCAUGUCCCUUCCGCUGAAAUGCAGAGACGACAAGAGCUAGUUCGCGAGCAGGAGGAAAUGGAUAUUAGCGUCGCAAUAUCGUCUGACAGCAGUACCCACCGCGAUCUCCUAAAUCUCAGCUCACCGACAAAUGAACUGCCAAACCCCAAUAGAUUUGAAUUGUCACGCGAUAGAGUCUCUGUCGAAUCCAGCAGCAGAGUAGAGGGUGCUGGCAGCCCAACUUCACUUGGUGAUUUUGCCUACAGGAGCUUCGACGGUGCCGGUGAAGACGACAGGGAUCUCGCAGCCAGCUGGGCUUCCGUUCCCGCCCGUUCGACGGGUGGUCGAUCAGGGCCCAAAUUAUUCGUUGAGGCUAAACGGGUCCAUAGGAAGAACCUGUCCCUGCCUCAGCGGCGGGGUAGCAAUGCGAUGAUGUUCGGCGGCGAUGAUCUUGAAGGUGACCUUGGCUAUGCGGCUGCAGAGGAGAUGGAAGGCAACGAGCGCAAGGUCAUCGUCGAGAGACUCGAAGCUGUUAAGAGCAAAAAUCCUGUUUUUACAUGGUGUUGA